Cyphellophora attinorum is the source of this 1284-nucleotide messenger RNA. RefSeq names its product Fumarylacetoacetase. NCBI's taxonomy places the organism in Eukaryota, Fungi, Ascomycota, Eurotiomycetes, Chaetothyriales, Cyphellophoraceae. Bases 1 to 1284 code for a protein of 427 amino acids. Gene Ontology annotation, molecular function: fumarylacetoacetase activity. Gene Ontology annotation, biological process: L-tyrosine catabolic process; homogentisate catabolic process; L-phenylalanine catabolic process. The record is from RefSeq and is a predicted model, not a curated record. The transcript has 3 exons.
AUGGCGUCCUGGAUUCCUGGUGCGGCAGAGUCGGGCUUCUCCCUCCAGAAUCUGCCCUAUGGUGUUUUCAGUACCGCCGUCUUAGACAAGCGCAUAGGCGUAGCUGUCGGUGACCAGAUUCUCGACAUGAGGGCGAUGAGCGAAGAGGGUAUGCUCGACGAUCUUCAAUUCGACACAAGAACGCUUCUCGAGCCCGUUUUGAACGCGUUUGCCGCUCAGGGGAAGGAUGCUCAUCGCAGGCUCAGACACAAGUUGCAGAGACUGCUGGCGCAAGACUCGGAUCUGCCUUCGGAACUACGCGACAAUCCAGGUCGACGAAACAAAGUUUGUAUCCCAGUGGCAGAAGCAACAAUGCACGUCCCAAUGAGUAUUGGCGACUACACGGACUUCUUUGUCGGUCUAUAUCACGCACAGAAUUGUACAGAGAUCAUUAGGCCUGGCAGCAAGCUUGCCAAGAACUUCUACGACCAGCCCAUCGGCUACCAUGGACGGGCGUCGUCAAUAGUUGUAUCAGGUACUCCGAUCAGACGUCCAAAAGGUCAAUUUGUGACCGACAGCGGCAACAAGGCUGGGCCCAGCGAGAAGCUCGAUUUUGAGGUAGAAUUUGCUGCCUUUGUUGGCCGUGGCAACGAGAUGGGAUCCUCGAUCCAAGUCGCAGACGCCGAAGAGCACAUUUUUGGGGUGGUAUUGAUGAAUGACUGGUCGUCGAGAGAUAUUCAGAUGCAAGAGUCAGCUCCGCUGGGUCCAUUUAACGGGAAGAACUUUGGCACGACCAUCUCAUCUUGGAUUGUGCCAUUGGAGGCUCUCGAGUCUGUGCGUACUCGGCCACUGCAGCCAGACGAACAGAAGCUGCUGCCGUAUCUUAAUGAGAAAGACAGGAAGUCGGCAUUCGACAUACCCAUUGAGGUCACGCUUGAGGAUGCAUCUGGCGCCUUUGCACUAACCACGUGCAACACCAAGUUCGGAAUAUUCUCGUUCGCUCAAAUGCUUGCCCAUCACACCCUUGGAGGCUGCCCCAUGAGGCCUGGGGACCUCAUAGCAACAGGUACAUUGUCUGGGCCGACUAGGGAAGAGCUUGGGUGCUUCUUGGAAUCAAGCUGGAAUGGACAGCGGUAUCAUGAAAUGGAGGGUCUCAGUCAGAGUGGUGGUGAUGGACGGAAAACCAAGCGGCUGUUCCUCAAUGAUGGUGAUGUGGUCGAGUUUCAAGCGAGGACCAAGGGCGCUCUCGGAGACGUCUCCUUUGGCCCUUUCAGAGGUCAGAUCGUGCCGGCGAACAAUCCUUGA